Messenger RNA from Xyrauchen texanus (razorback sucker), 1124 nucleotides. Its product is annotated as protein C19orf12 homolog. NCBI's taxonomy places the organism in Eukaryota, Metazoa, Chordata, Actinopteri, Cypriniformes, Catostomidae. The transcript is spliced from 3 exons. The record is from RefSeq and is a predicted model, not a curated record. Bases 406 to 831 code for a protein of 141 amino acids.
AAAGAGGGCUUAAAGCAAUGCAAAUAUGCACGCGCACACCUCAUAAUGCAACUAAAGCCGUAUCCUGGACAUUUUCGCAAGUUUAGAAAUCCCGGCCGGACGCUUUUUCAAGGUCCGAAAAAGAGUACUUGUCCGGGAGAAAGAGGAAGUAUGGUCAGCCUAACAAAGUGAAUCACAAACUCUCAAUAACAAACGGACUUUUAUUUUGAAAAAGAAAAAAGAAAAAAAGAUUUUCAGCUUCACACUUCGGACAGAAAGCAUGACAUAGCGUUUGUUGCUUGACUUGCUGACUUUUGGUUUGAUUUUUUGUCUGCCGAAUUUUGGAACAUCCGAUGUCACAACUUUUAUUCUAUUGAUAGGAAAUUUAACGGCUGAAUUUGAAGGGUAUACUGUAAUAUUUCCAAGAUGCCACCACGCGUCGAUGACAUAAUGAAACUAUGUUGCGAACUAUCUGCAAAUCAGCAAAUGAAGACAACAGUGAAGCAGUCUGGUAAAGGGGCAGCAGCAGCCGGUGGUCUUGCUUUUGCCGGAGGAUUAAUAGGAGGUCCUCUGGGCAUUGCAGUGGGUGGGGCUGUUGGAGGUCUGCUUGGAUGCUGGAUGACAAGUGGACAGUUUAAACCUCUCCCUCAGGUUAUCAUGGAACUGACACCAGACCAGCAGCGCAGGCUUUAUGAGGAUGUUAUGGGCAUGUUAGACUCAAUAACAUGGACUGAUGUUGCACAGCUGACUGCCCUUGUAAUGGGAAAUGCCACACUCCAGCAGCAGGUGACUGCUACCCUUCUUAGCUAUAUUCAAAGGGAGCUUCAAGCUGAGGUGCACUAUGUAGACUGACACCAACAUUAUAAAAUCAGAUGUGAUAUGGGUUGUUGAUUGAAGGCUUGAGUCCUGUAAUUGAGAUUGGCAGGUUACAUUUUAUUUAUUUAUAUUUGAAGUUGACAAGGAAUGUUUAUUUUUCUUGAAAAUAAUUUCCUUGAAUAAUGUGUGGUUUGUUUUCAGGGCAUAUCAUGAGUAACAACUAUUUAAUGGUGGUUUGGGGUGUAUCUCUUUAAGGACGAUGCAGUUUACAGUUUUGAACAUGUGACUAUGAUGUUGUUAAAAUGUAUUUAAUGAUUAAAAUAUAUUUU